AUGCUCGCGCAAAGGCCUUCUUUCCGCUUCUUAGCCACCGGUGCUACGGUAUCCCUUGUCAUCCUCACAUUCCUUAUUUUUCAGUUGCGUCCAUCUGGAGACUCCAGUCGAUAUUUUCUGAAGACUUCUGGGCCGAUUCAACGCUGCCAUCCAAUUGAAUCAUCAGCUCUUGGCAAUGGUUCCUGGGAGUUUGUUGUCGGGCGUGACGGACAGAACCAUGGUCUUUCAGACGAGCAGUGUCGUAUUGCAUUCCCGAAGCUUUUCGUCGAGAUCGACAAGUCUGCUUCAUUGAAGCAGGAGAACCAUAUUUCCUACAAGGAGCUUGAUUCCCGGAAUGUGGAGGACGGCAUGGUGCGGGGGAUCAUUGACCAGGGAGAGCUAUACAUUGUCGAUUAUGCUGCCAUGCCUGUUACAGGCACUCGGGCUCGCUCCACAUUGAACUCACUGCAUCGUGCGCUAAAGGCAUACCCGGACCGUCGUCUCCUCCCUAGCAUCGAAUUCAUCUUCACAACAGAAGAUUUCGCCGAAGACUCAUCCGGCCCCGGUCCAAUUUGGGCAUACUCCAAGCGCGAUGGCGAGGACUCAGUGUGGCUCAUGCCCGACUUCGGAUACUGGGCCUGGCCCGAAGUACAAAUUGGACCGUAUCACGAAGUCCGACGGCGCAUUGCCGCAAUUGACGAUGGUGAAACAUUCCCAGAUGGUACUGUUGUCCCAGGACUAGCCUUUCAAGACAAGAAAAAGCAACUCGUUUGGCGCGGCAGCCUUGCCACAAACCCGGUCAUCCGCAGCAAGCUACUCAAAACCGCUCUGAGCCGGAGCUGGGCCAGUGUCCGUGUAAUCGAUUGGGACGACGAGAAUGACAUCCGAUACAACCUCCUACCGAUAGAGGACCACUGCCGCUAUAUGUUUGUCGCGCAUACCGAGGGCAGGAGCUUCUCUGGCCGAGGCAAGUACCUCCUCAACUGUCGCUCGGUGAUGAUCUCGCAUCCUCUUGUCUGGCGCGAAGCGCACCACGGCGCACUUGUUUCAUCGGGUCCAGACGCAAAUUAUAUAGAGGUUGACCAGCACUUUGAAGAUUUAUCCACCAAGAUUGAUUACCUCAUUGAUAAUCCACAGGUGGCGGAGCGGAUCGCUGAUAAUGCAGUGAGGACAUUCCGGGAUCGCUAUUUGACUCCCGCUGCGGAGUCGUGUUACUGGCGGCAUUUAGUCCGCCAGUAUGCUUCGGUUUCAGACUUUGAGCCUGUCUUGUUCUCUACAGAUCGUGAUGGGAAGAAAUCACCUCGUGGCGUUCCUUUUGAGACCUGGUUGCUCAUGCAUUGA
Messenger RNA from Penicillium odoratum, 1320 nucleotides. RefSeq lists its product as uncharacterized. The record is from RefSeq and is a predicted model, not a curated record. The transcript is spliced from 2 exons. Lineage: Eukaryota; Fungi; Ascomycota; Eurotiomycetes; Eurotiales; Aspergillaceae. The coding region runs from base 1 to 1320 and encodes 439 amino acids.